Setaria italica (foxtail millet) is the source of this 2177-nucleotide messenger RNA. Its product is annotated as DEAD-box ATP-dependent RNA helicase 40. Gene Ontology annotation, cellular component: P-body; cytoplasmic stress granule. Gene Ontology annotation, molecular function: mRNA binding; ATP binding. The coding region runs from base 103 to 1689 and encodes 528 amino acids. The transcript is spliced from 6 exons. Lineage: Eukaryota; Viridiplantae; Streptophyta; Magnoliopsida; Poales; Poaceae. The record is from RefSeq and is a predicted model, not a curated record. Gene Ontology annotation, biological process: cytoplasmic stress granule assembly; P-body assembly.
CAACCGCCGGUCCGUCCGCCGCACAACCGCUCGCGUUCUCCCCCUCCCGGCGGCUGCCGUGUCCGUUUGCCGCGCCGGAGCUGACCAGCCGACGAAGCCGAGAUGGCGAAGGGCGACGACGCGUUGGCGCGGAAGCGCAACCGGGUGCGCCGCAAGCGCCUGCGCAGCAGCGAGAACGCCGUCUCCGCGCGGGUCGCGGCAAUCAUCGCCUCCAAGCGCCGCCGCAAGUCCGGGAAGCGCCGGGGCUGCGAGGGCAUGUGCUUCUCGCUCCCCACGCCCGACGACCCCUUCAACGAGCGCCACGGGAAGAAGCGCAAGGGUGAGGAGCCGACCGACGACACAGAAGACGACGCCACCGCCGCCACCGUGGCCAAGGACGACAAACCCAAGAAGAAGGACGCCAACACUAAAAAGCAGCCGCCGGCGAAGGCCGGGGCCAAGGCCAAGUCGAAGGCUGUACGCGAGCGAGCGACGGAAACGGAAGAGGGCCGCGUGGACUUCGACCGCCCGUCCAAGUUCCUGGUGGUUUGCCUCAACGCCAUCCGGGAUGCGGUGGCGCCCGAGGACGGCGGCGGCAGCAGCAUCCACGGCGCCGGCGACUGGGGCGUGGAGCUCUGGAGGUCCUGCUCCUCCCCGGCGCCGUCCGACGUGCUCGACACCAGCGGCGCGUGCGCCACGAUGGAGCAGACAGCGUGGCUCGUCUCCACUGCCUGCGACAUCGUCGCCAGGAAGGAGAGGCUUGGGAUGGUCGUCUCUUGUCCCUUCCUGCUGUACCUCGUCCCGUCCCAGGAGAAGGCCGCGCAGGUGCGAUCGAUAUGCAAACCCCUGAAGCCUCUUGGGAUUCAUUCAGUGAGCUUGCAUCCUGGCGCUUCGGUUGAACAUCAGAUCUCUGGACUAAAAACUUGUGAGCCGGAGUUUCUUAUAGCUACCCCUGAGAGGCUUCUUGAACUUGUUUCGCUAAAGGCAAUUGACAUAUCAAAUGUAUCAAUGCUGGUCAUUGACGGACUGAAAUAUUUUCUGGACCUCAAUGUCAGUGACAAAAUCUUUUCUAUUAGAGACGCCAUAUCAAGCAGUCCUCCGAUAACUAUCUUCACUGACUCAUCUGACAAAAAUGUUGCAACUAUGGCUAAAACUCUACUCCGUGAAAGAAUUACAAAGCUCUCUAUCAAUGAUUCGGUUUAUUCAAGGAGUGCUUUUGUAACGCAGCAUGUACAUUUCUGUCCAUCGGAGAAGCUGAAAACAUCAAAGGUUAAGGAAAUUCUUGAGCAGAUUCUGCAGAGUCAUGCUAAAAAGUCAUCAAAGGUUCUGCUAGUAGCAGCAAGUGAUAAAAAAGCACAGCACCUAUCAUCAUCACUUAAACUGGAAAAUUGCACAGUAACUGAUGGCUCACAUGGCACCUCUUUUACCAUAUGCAGCAGUGUGGGACUGAUGAAUGUACAUGUUAAAGACCGGGAGAACCUGGUGAUGACAGAUGUAGAGGGGUUUGAGACUGUAUUGGUGGUUGAUUUCCCUCCUUCAGUCGAUGAAUAUGUUGACAUCCUCACUGGGGUUGCUCGUCAUACGAUUGGAGGGGAGGUCCAUAGUAUCUUCUGUAACACUGAUGCUCCUGUUGCGAAACCUUUGGCUGAGCUUCUUGCAAACUGCAGCCAGGUGGUGCCUGAGUUUCUCAAAAAAUUGGAGUCUUCAUAGCAGACUUGAUUACCCUAUUAGAGGAGCCAGAUUAUAUCAUGGUGAUUCGGGUUAGUUGCCGCCGCUCAUGGCGCUGGCACUUGUUGUCACCAAUCAAUUUUGACAUUCUUGCGUUCUUCCUGGAUGUAGUGCUCAUUUGUAAGCACCACUAUGAUAUUCAAGCCUCUGCCUUGAUGUACUACACUACUACUAGUUCUUGUGAAAUGUGAAUGCCUUGAAGCUCUUUUUCUGGAAUGAUUGGUUCUGGUUCAGUUGCAGUUCAUAGCAGACUUGAUUACCCUAUCAAAGUAGCCAGAUUAUGUUAUGGUGAUUCGGGUUUAGUUGCCACCAUUCACGGCACUUCUUGUCACCAAUCAUUUUUGACAUUCUUGCCUUCUUCCUGGAUGUAGUUCUCAUUUGUAAACAUGACAAUGAUAUUCAGGCCUCUGCCUUGAUGUACUACAUUAGUUCUUGUGAAAUGUGGAUGCCUUGAAGCCCUUUUUCUGUAA